AUGAUUCCUUUAGCUUCCACCCUGCCGAGUCAGAUUCGGCACCUGCUCCGGAGCUUGAACGGUUCCAACUCCGAUCACGUUUUUGAAGAAAUCAUCCAGUUCACCAAAUAUGGAGUUGAAGGGAACAUAUUGAUACUUCAAGCAUGUUUGGAUCAUCUAAAUGUGUAUGAAAGAGACUUGAAGAACGGGCAACUAGAUCCAGUUUUUCGUUUAGUGUUUAUAUACUUUCUGGAUAAACCUAAUUUCAGCACUGUGUUUUGUGAAUCUCUUAAGAGUAAAUUCAAUGAAGAUGUCUUGAAUAAUCUCUCUAAUGCCUUGAGCCUCACUGCCUGUGAAAGAAUUGCAACUGGUCUUGCUUUAUCUGAUUCUGAAAACAUUGACAUCAGGAUGUGUGGAAAGAAUUUUUGCAUGGCUCAGAUAGUGGAAUUAUGUACGUCUCAGACCUCUGUUGAUUCUGCAGAUCAAAUUCAGCAGAUUCUGAUGUUUCUUAACAAGUCUGAAGGCCUUUCAAAGCAUAUAGAUGCUUUUAUGCAGAGGUUAUCUCUUGUGCAGUUGGAGGAAGAAGCUCAGUUCCUGUUAGCUCCUCUUUUUCCGGAUGAGCUUUUUGAGGCUAAUUUCUUCAGGAGCGAUGCUGAUGAUUUUGAUGCUUUCCUUGCCGAAAUGGAAAAGGAAAUGAGCAUGGCUGAUGUAAUGAAGGAGUUAGGAUAUGGUUGUACUGCCAGUGUUCCACAAUGCAAGGAGAUAUUAUCCAUGUUCUUACCGUUGACAGAAGUCACCAUUGCUAGAAUGCUUGGUACAGUUACCCGUACCUAUGCAGGUCUUGAGGACAAUCAGAAUGUUCUCUCAACUUUUCGUUCUGCUCUUGGUAGCAGCAAUGCUUCUGAAAUCCCGUCUUUGAGCUCCUGGAAUGCAAAUGCCCUUGUAGAUUCGAUCAAGGAACUAGCACCUGAAAUCAACUGGACAGUGGUUGUGGAGAAUCUGGAUUAUGAGGGAUUUUAUAUUCCAAAUGAGGCAGCGUUUUCCUUUCUUAUGUCGAUAUAUAAUCUUGCCUGUCAGGAACCCUUUCCUCUCCAUGCUGUUUGUCGCUCAGUGUGGAUGAAUGCUGAGGGACAGCUGUCUUUUAUCAAGUAUGCUGUUGUGGCCCCACCUGAAGUAUUUACCUUUGCACAUUCUGAGAGGCAAUUGGCUUACCUUGAUGUUGUAAAUGGUCACAAGUUUCAACCUGGGCACUCAAAUCAUGCAUGGUUAUGCAUUGAUCUUUUGGAGGUCCUAUGCCAGCUUGCUGAGAGGGGUCAUGCAACCACUGUGCGGUCCAUUCUUGAAUAUCCUCUUAAGCAGUGUCCUGAAAUUUUGCUUCUUGGGGUGGCUAAGGUUAACACUGCAUAUAAUCUCAUCCAGAAGGAGGUGGCUUCAGUGCUGUUUCCAAUUGUAAUUAAGAAUCCUUCUGGGAACUCUAUACUUCAUAACUUGUGGCAUGUUAACCCUGGCUUGCUUUUGUGGGGAUUUGCUGAUGCUAUUAAUACUGAUCAAGAGAAUGUGACAAGGGUUUUGGAAUCCUGCCUGGAGCUGAAGAUUCUACCUCAAGUACUGGAUAUGAUUCCUUCUUGCUCUGCCAUUAGACUUGUUGCUGUUGCUUCGAGAAGGGAAUCCAUAGAUUUAGAGAAGUGGGUGAGCAAUAACUUGACCACAUAUAAGGAUGCAUUCUAUGAGGAGUGCCUGAGAUUUCUUAAAGAAGUUCAGCUUGGUGCUCAGGAAGCUUCUGGUAACCGUUUUCAACAUUCUGGUGCUUUGUGGAAUGUCCUUCAAGCAAACCCCGGCGUGUUAUCCUCCAGCCACUUGUCUGAGGAAUUGGAAAAAUUGCAUGUAUCAUAUAAGCAUGCUAAUAGUAGACCUAGAAAUGGUGUGGGUGCUGAUUCAUCUGCAAGUGAUGGUUAUGCUGAUGACAUAGAGUCUGAAGCCAACUCGUACUUCCAUCAAAUGUUUUCUGGCCAGCUGACAAUUGAUGAUAUGAUUCAAAUGCUAUCUCGUUUCAAAGAAUCCCCCGAGAAAAGGGAGCAAUCAAUUUUCGAGUGUAUGAUUGCUAAUUUAUUUGAAGAAUACAAGUUUUUCUCCAAAUAUCCGGAACGGCAACUGAAAAUUGCUGCAAUUCUUUUUGGUUCCCUCAUAAAGCAUCAACUUGUGACUCAUCUCACUCUUGGUAUAGCCCUUCGUGGUGUUUUGGAUGCACUACGCAAACCCGCAGAUUCAAAGAUGUUUGUCUUUGGCACUAAGGCUCUGGAGCAGUUUGUGGAGCGGAUGAUUGAGUGGCCGCAGUACUGCAAUCAUAUCUUACAGAUAUCUCAUCUUCGUGUUAGUCAUCCAGAGCUUGUUGCUUUUAUUGAACGGGCACUUGUACGUAUUUCUGCUACACAUUCAGAAUCAGAUGCAGUACAAGGUGCCCCUAAUGAUCAACAUGGUUCUAUGCAGACAUCUGGUACAAGUGUUGAGGUGUCUAGCUCGUCUUUCUCAAUGGUUGGAUCUGGUUCCACCCAGCAAGGGCUUCAAGUUUCUUCUACCCUACUGCCGCAGAGGUCGCAAUUUUCACAAGAUGAGAGGAAACCCCUUGCCAUUGUGACGUCUUACUUGAAACCAGUUGCACCUUCUGGAGGUCAGUCUGUUCCUCUGGGAAGUGAUACGUCUAGCAUCGCGAAGUCACAACUUGUAUCAAAUGCGUUAGCUCAGCAUUCAUCUUCUGGUGUUGCUCGUGCAGUCCGUAGCCAGAGGUUUGGCUCUGCUUUGAAUAUUGAAACACUUGUUGCUGCUGCAGAGAGGAGAGACACUCAAAUAGAGGUACCAGCUUCAGAAGUUCAGGAUAAGAUUUCAUUUAUUAUUAAUAAUUUAUCCGCUGCAAAUGUGGAAGCUAAAGCCAAAGAGUUCACUGAGAUUUUGCAAGAGCAGUUCUAUCCCUGGUUUGCGCAGUACAUGGUGAUGAAAAGAGCGAGCAUCGAGCCGAACUUCCAUGACUUGUACUUGAAGUUCUUGGACAAAGUGAAUUCAAGGGCUUUGCAUAAAGAGAUAGUGCAAGCAACCUAUGAGAAUUGCAAGGUUCUUUUGGGCUCGGAGCUUAUAAAGUCAAGUUCGGAAGAGCGUUCGUUGCUGAAAAACCUUGGAAGCUGGCUGGGGAAGAUUACAAUUGGCAGGAAUCAAGUAUUAAGGGCUAGAGAGAUUGAUCCCAAAUCUCUGAUCAUGGAGGCAUAUGAGAAAGGAUUGAUGAUUGCAGUAAUUCCCUUCACCUCCAAGGUUCUAGAACCAUGUCAAAGUAGUAUAGCAUACCAACCUCCUAACCCUUGGACGAUGGGAAUUCUUGGAUUGCUUGCUGAGAUUUACGCUAUGCCAAAUUUGAAAAUGAAUCUCAAGUUUGACAUCGAGGUCCUUUUCAAGACUUUGGGUGUCGAUCUGAAAGAUGUACCUCCAACUUCUCUUCUCAAAGCCAGAGUGAGAGAAGUUGAAGGCAAUCCUGAUUUUUCUAUCAAAGAUGCUGCAUCUUCCCAACAGAUAGGCGGUGAAGUGAAAGUACCGCCCAUAAAUAAAGUUGACCUGCCACCUGAUGUACCUGGUCAGGUUCACCCUGCUGCUCAUCCGCGAGUGUUGACCCAGUUUGCUCAACCUGGAACACCUGAAGAUGAUAAGGUGCUGCCAGCUGUGGGGUUGCCCGAUCAACUUCCUCCCUCUAGUCUUUUGCCUGGGCCAUCUCCGUUCUCUGUGAGUCAGCUUAAUGCUCCGCCAUCUAAUAUUGAGCAGCUAAUUGUGGUUAAUCCAAAGCUUCAUAAUUUAAGCCUGCAUGUUCAGAGGAUUCUUCCGAUGGCAAUUGAUCAAGCAGUCAAGGAGAUAGUUUCUAACAUCAAGCAGCGUAGCGUCUCUAUAGCAACUCAAACGACUAAAGAACUUGUUUUGAAGGACUAUGCCAUGGAGACGGAUGAAACCCGCAUACUUACUGCAGCCCAUCUUAUGGUUGCAAGUCUGGCCGGAAGUUUAGCUCAUGUUACAUGCAAGGAACCCUUGCGAGCUUCUAUAUCAAGUCAGCUCAGGAGUUCACUCCAGGUCUUGAAUGUUUCGAGUGACCUUCUUGAGCAAGCCGUUCUGAUUGUGACCAAUGACAAUGUAGAUCUUGGUUGUGCAAUGAUUGAACAAGCUGCUACAGAGAAGGCUUUGCAAACCAUUGAUGGAGAAAUGGCGCAUCAGCUUGCAAUAAGAAGGAAACAAAGAGAGGCUGUUGGCCCUGGAUAUUUUGAAUCCACUCUCUACAUUGGUGGUUUACCAGAGGCUCUUCGUCCUAAACCUGGCCGCUUAUCCCAUUCUCAGCAACGAGUUUACGAGGAUUUCGUGAGGUUACCUUGGCAAAACCAAUCUAGUCUGAGCUCAACUGCUGUGCCUGUUGGUCCUUCAUCAACAUCUGUUAGUGGUAGUGUUUCCAGGCUGACUUCUGGGCAGAUGAGUACUGCUAUGUAUCCCAUGGGAACCAUAAGCUCUGGGACUGUUUCUGGUCAGCCACCACUUGGUUUCACCCCUGAUGAACUAGAUACAAGUUUGACCCAAACUCAAAGUACCUCUACAGCUCAUGUGGGAAUAGGAGAUAUGGUCAGUCCACAAAGUCCUGAAACUGAAAAUCUUGCUGCAUCUUUCCCGGCAGUUCCCGCUGAACCACAGCUGUCAGAACCAGUUAAUGUUGCUAAGGAACCGGGAAUAGCUCAGUCUUCAGUUCCAGAGCGCCCAGGAAGUAGCGCACCAGAGCCCUUGUUCAAUACUGGGGAUGUGCUAGAAAAAUACCAGAUUAUUUCAGAGAAGCUUGAAAACCUAUUGGCCACUGAUGCUAAAGAAUCAGAGAUUCAGGGUUUAAUUGCUGAAGUUCCGACGAUAAUCCUUAGAUGCCUAGAGCGAGAUGCAGCUGCAUUGGCAGUGGCUCAAAAGGCUUUCAAGGCUCUGUAUGAAAAUGCAUCCAAUAUGGCGCAUGUCAGUGCUCAUCUUGCUAUCUUGGCAGCAAUUCGUGAUGUGAGCAAGCUUGUUGUCAAGGAACUUACUAGCUGGGUGGUGUACUCUGAAGAAGACCGGAAGUUCAAUAAAGAUAUUACUGUUGGUCUCAUCAGAAGUGAAUUACUAAAUCUGGCAGAGUAUAAUGUACAGAUGGCUAAGUUUCUUGAUGGUGGAAGAAACAAGGCUGCAACUGAGUUCGCCAUUUCUCUUAUCCAAACGCUGCUUAUUAAUGAUUCCAGAGUUGUGUCAGAGCUGCAUAAUCUGGUGGCUGCUAGGCCAGGAUCUCCUGAAUCUUUACAGCAGCUUGUUGAGAUUGCAAAGAACCCAGCUACUGCUAAUAAUUUGCCUGGUGUUUCUUCUAUCGGAAAGGAUGACGGCAGUGGACUGGGUCGAGAGAAAAAGGGUACAGGACCCCCUGCUGUCAUCAGGGAGGAGUAUAAUGGCGGCACAGAUCCUGUUGAGCCUGAUCCUGCCGGCUUUCGAGAACAGGUUCAAAUGCUGUUUAAAGAUUGGUAUCGGCUUUGUGAGAUUCCUGGGGUCAAUGAUGCAGCUUGUGCCCAUUAUAUUUUACAGUUACAUCAGAAUGGCCUACUUAAAGGGGAUGAUACCUCCGAUCGCUUCUUCCGCUUGCUAACAGAAUUAUCGGUUUCACAUUGUUUAUCAUCGGAGGCGAAGGGAGCUGCUCCUGCUCAAUCACAUCCAGGGCAACCUUUGUCAUUUCUUGCCAUUGACAUCUAUGCCAAAUUAGUUUAUUCGGUUCUGAAGUUUUGUCCCGUAGACCAAAGUCCUAGCAAACUUUAUCUUCUUUCUAAGGUCCUUGCUGUGACUGUGAAGUUCAUUCAGAAGGAUGCUGAGGAGAAGAAAACUUCCUUUAAUUCGAGACCAUAUUUUAGGCUGUUUUUGAACUGGAUCCUGGAUUUGUGUUCUCUGGAUCCUUCUUUUGAUGGUGCAAACUUUCAGGUGUUGACUGCUUUAGCAAAUGCCUUUCACGCUCUGCAACCUCUUAAAGUUCCUGGAUUCAGCUUUGUGUGGCUUGAGCUGGUGAGCCAUAGAAGCUUCAUGCCAAAGUUACUCACUGGUAAUGGUCAAAAAGGGUGGCCUCACAUUCAGCGCUUGCUGGUUGACUUGUUCCAGUUCAUGGAGCCUUUCCUGAGAAAUGCUGAGCUUACCGAACCGAUACAUUUUCUCUAUAAGGGGACACUCAGGGUGUUGCUGGUGCUACUUCAUGACUUUCCGGAGUUCCUUUGUGAUUACCAUUUCAGCUUCUGUGACGUCAUUCCCCCUAGUUGCAUUCAGAUGCGCAAUAUUAUACUCAGUGCUUUUCCUCGCAAUAUGAGGCUACCUGAUCCCUCCACACCAAACUUGAAGAUUGAUCUACUGGCGGAGAUUAGUCAAUCGCCGCGCAUUCUCUCCGAUGUUGAUGGUGCCCUUAAAUUAAAGCUCAUGAAGAAUGAUAUAGACGAGUAUCUUAAGACAAGACCACAAGGGUCUCCCUUUCUGAGUGAGUUGAAACAGAAACUUCUGCUUUCCCCAAGUGAUGCUGCCAGAGCUGGGACUCGUUAUAAUGCUCCGCUGAUCAACUCACUCGUGCUUUAUGUUGGCCAGCAAGCCAUACAGCAGCUGCAGGCAAGAACACCACCUUCUGGACAAUCUAUGGCCAGUAGUGUUCCACUUGCUGUUUUCCUAGUUGGUGCUGCACUGGACAUUUUCCAGGCACUGAUAGUGGAUCUUGAUACCGAGGGGCGUUAUUUAUUCUUGAAUGCGGCUGCUAAUCAGUUGCGUUAUCCAAACAACCACACCCAUUACUUCUCUUUCGUCCUGCUCUACCUUUUUGCAGAAUCAAAUCAGGAAAUGAUCCAGGAACAAAUCACCCGAGUUUUGUUAGAGCGGCUGAUUGUGAAUCGACCUCACCCAUGGGGCUUGUUGAUUACUUUCAUUGAGCUUAUAAAGAAUCCUCGAUACAACUUCUGGAGCCGUGGUUUCACAAGGUGUGCACCGGAGAUUGAGAAACUCUUCGAGUCAGUUUCAAGAUCUUGUGGGGGCCCUAAGCCUGUGGAAGAUGGUGGCAUACCUGAUAACAUGCAUUAA
Molecule: messenger RNA, 7098 nt
Organism: Oldenlandia corymbosa var. corymbosa
Lineage: Eukaryota; Viridiplantae; Streptophyta; Magnoliopsida; Gentianales; Rubiaceae
Source: the annotation of a GenBank genome assembly